Messenger RNA from Xenopus laevis (African clawed frog), 10982 nucleotides. RefSeq names its product zinc finger protein L homeolog (gene znf783.L (provisional)). Gene Ontology annotation, molecular function: DNA binding. The record is from RefSeq and is a predicted model, not a curated record. Lineage: Eukaryota; Metazoa; Chordata; Amphibia; Anura; Pipidae. Bases 319 to 10086 code for a protein of 3255 amino acids. Gene Ontology annotation, biological process: regulation of DNA-templated transcription. The transcript has 38 exons.
ACUCCCAGUAAUGCCCCGCGGCUGCGCUCUAACCCUUCCCUGGUACAUUCGGAUCUAGUCAUUAGGCUAAUGAGCACGGAGCUUGCGUGCCAACGGGCUGUAAUUGGCCGCUAGUCGCGUUCCUGAGCUGUGGGCACGGAGUGAGGAGCAGCUGGCGGUGAGUAGGUACCAGGCCUGGCCCCAUCUCUCCUCCUACUUCCUGUCAGCCCGGUGAGUCCUGCCCGCUCCCCUCUAUUCCCAGUGAGAUCCCGGCACGGAAACAAUAGGACCGACAGCGAGAGCCCGACAUUCCUGGAGCAGCAUGUGUGACACAGGUGCAUGAUGCCUCAGUGCCUGGCUAAUGGCUGCAGAAAUGGCACAGAAAGGACAGACCCGUCGCUCACUUUCCACAACUUUCCAGCAGAGGUGGAGGCGGCGAAGCGUUGGGCCGGACUAUGCGGAAUCACCGGACCCGAUCUCACCAAUCUACUGAGAGAUGUGGCACAGGGGAAUUCUGGGAAAUACCAGCUAUGCUCCUUACACUUUGAGGAUGGCUUCUUAAAUGGAAAUGACUCACGGGGAAUGGAUCCUGGGCUUCGUCAGGGUGCAGAGCCCACCCUUCUCCUGGGCAACCCACCUAAUCUCCAGGAGAGGAAGGGGCAGGAUACAGUUGCCAGUGCCCAGCAGCUUUCAGAAGUGGCUUGUGAGCCCAAGAAGACCAGUCCAUGCGUGUGCCACUGUACCACUCACACCACUGUGCACAGCUCGGAGCCUGGAAUGAACCAGAUUGUCCUCAACUUCCUGGAGAAUUCCAACAAGCUGAUUGUGGACAAUGUGCCCUCGGAACUUGCUUCCCAAUCUCAAGGGGUUUGUCCAGGCUCACGGCACGUGGCCAAACAGAUUGUUCUUAUUUUCCUCGGUCAUCCAAGUCAGUCAGCUAAUCAGACUCCUCAAAGCUCUUCUCAGGAACCUCUCCCAACAGUGAGCACCAGCACCCAGACUGUGUUAACUGGAAGGAACUGGGAGCCUCCGAAUCCACAGCCCGACACAGUCAAAGAGUCAAUUCCCCGGCCCAGUAAGGAUCUUCCACAGACUGUCAGCUCCUGCACUCAGACUGAGAGCUGUGUAUUCCUGCAGCCAGACGGUGAGAAUCAGCAGAAGCCAUUCAGAAGACAGAAAGAGGGAGCAGGAGACCCCACACAUCACCCAGAGGGUCACUCGCCCCACUGUCUCAUGCCUCAAUUAAACCAGUAUAUUGACAGCCUGCUACACCAACAAAAUGUAUCUAUCCACCCCUCCGAGCACCAUAAUGUAUCUGCAUCCACCUCACAGUGCUCCUGCCUCCACUCCCAACCUCCAGUGAAACAGAUUGUUCUCAAUUUCCUGGACCCAGAGAGCAGAACACUUCAGCAGGAGGUCCCCAACCAUCAUGCAAGUGUCUCCUCCCAAACCCCAUGUUCCACAGAGCGUCAGACGUAUGCACAGAAUCUCAGCCCCAUACACACCAAGUUUAACGACCCGCCCCAGCCCCUCUGCACCAAAGGACAGCAAGUAAACUCACAGCAAGAGGUUUUCACCUCUACCAACCCUAAUGACGCAGCCCAGGCUGAUUGCAUCAUAGAGCAGCUCAGAGACACACAGCAUGGGGGCUUCAGCUCUACCAGUGUUUCCCCACCUGAUUGCUCCAGACAAGAGGACAUGGACACCCAACAAGAGUCCCUAGGUGCUGCUAAUAUUAGUGACUUGUCCUUGUCAGUGAGCAGCAAACAUGAGAACAUGGAUGCCCAGCAGAAGGUAUUUGGUCCUGCCAACCCUAGUGCCUCAUACCAGCCAGUGUGCUCCAGACCAGAGGAAAUGGACACUCAACAGGAAAGCGUGGGGCCUACUAGCCAUAGUGACCUGUUCAAUACUUCGUUCUCCAGCCACCAGCAUGUAGGACCAGUACAAGAUUUUUUCAAGCCCACUAACCCUGAAGCAUCCCUGUUUUUUUUGUCCAAAGACCAUCACCCAGAUAAAGAGCUAGAUUUAUCAAGAUCUCCCUUACUCAGGGAAUCAUCACAGCAAUUGUCCAUUAGACCUCAGACUAUGGACACACAACAGGAGGGCUUUGGUCAUACCAGCAAUAGUGACUCAUGCCAGUCAAUGUGCUGUAAGGAUCAGGCUAUGGAUACACAACAGGAGGUCACCAUGACUACCAUAAAUAAUGGCUCACAGCAGAAUUAUGCCAAUGAUGUUGUUCCUUCUGGCUCUUCUCAGCCUGUGUCCAUCAAGCACAAACACUGGGACAAACAAGAGAAGCUUGAGAACAUCUCGGUUUUGGGUCAAGAUGUCCCAAGCGCUCCUAAAGACUUAUCCAAUACCAGAGACUGUAGCUCUGCUCUUGACUUGGCUCAAGCAGAAUACCACCCAACAGAACACAAUGGGGAUGAUGGCCAUGUGACUAAUGACGUUUCCAAGUCUGACAUCUCCAGAAUCAAUACACUGCAUAACGUCCCUGCUCCUAUAACUUUAAGUGACACUUGCAGCUCUGUAUGUUCCACACCCCUUCAAUCUGAUGCCAAACAGAUGCCAAUCUCCUGCCCUCCCAUUUAUAGGCAUCAGCCACAGCCAUCAAGCCCUAGCCAGCAGUACCCAGGAAACAAGCAAGAGAGUAAGGCUCUCCCACCUGAUCACUUAAAGUGUGAGGAUACAGACACACAACAAGUCUCCAGCUCACAGAAUGACUUCCACUCUACUAGCUCAAGGUCUUCCUCCCAGACUAAUGGCUCCUUAUGGACAGAUAAAGUUUCAGAUUUUUCUCAGCCGGCAAGUUCCACUCAAAGAAUCCUAAUUGCACUGCAAGAGGCCAUCAACUCUGAUUCCCAUGAGCAUUUACCACAGCUUGAAAUCUCCAAACACCAGAUCACUGAUACACCACUGGCUACCAUCAACCCCAGUUCUGCUGGGGAUUUACCACCGCCAUCAGUCCCCAAACAGCAGAUACCUGACACACCACUGGUUACCAUUAGCCCCAGUGCGAGUGAAGAUUUACCUCUGCCAUCAGUCACCAAACAGCAGAUACCUGAUACACCACUGGCUACCAUCAGCCCCAGUUCCACUGAAGAAUUACCUCCACCAUCAGUCCCCAAACAGCAGAUACCUGAUACACCAAUGACUACAAUUAGCCCCAGUUCCAAUGAGGAUUUACCUCUGCCAUCCGCCCCAAAACACCUGAUACCUGAUACACUACUGGCUACCAUCAGCCAAAGUUCCACCAAGGAAGUACCUCUGCCGUCAGUCUCCAAACAGCAGAUACCUGAUACACCAUUAGCUGCCAACAGCUCUGCUUCUCCUGGGGAUUUACCACUGCCAUCAAUUUCCAAACACCAGAACACAGACACACCACUUGAUUCCACCAAUGAUAAUUCUCUCGGGGAUUUACUACAGGUAGCUGCCUCCAAUCACCAGAGCACUGCCACGCUAGAUGUCUCACUAGAUAUGGGCAGUUCUAGUUGUUCUGGAGAUUUAUCACAGCUGGAAUCCUCCAAUCACCAGAACGUUGAUGCACCACAUGAUACUGAUAUUUCUAAUGUUUGUGGGACUUUAUCACAUUGUUCCUCCAGCCUCCAAUCUUCCAAUGGUUUACAGGAAGUUUUACUUACAAGGCAACAAUAUGGAGAUACACCCCAGGGUACUAUUAGUACUGAGUCAAACAGUGUCUCAUUGCAGCUCACAGAAAACAUUGGAUUUACCAGUGUUGAGGGCUUACCCAAGUUUAACACCACAGAAGAAUUCCAAGACGCUGCCAGCUCAAGCUCUCUUAAGGAUCCUUCCCUAUCUGCAUGUGCUGGGAGAGAGCAUAUGGGUACCCCAGAGGAUCUCCUCACCCAAGAUGGCUUGUCCCAAAUUGAAUGCCCCAAAGACCAGCCCACAGACCCAAAGCAAGCUGAUCCCAAUGCUUGUUCUCCUACUCCUUCAUUUUAUGCUGAACGUGCUUCAAACCAGUAUUCUGAUCUCCACCAUGAUGUCUUAUGUUCUCGUUCUUCAGGAGAAUUGGCACAAUCUGUAACCACCAGCCAUUCAAACUCAGAUGUACUGCAGGAUGAGAUAUACCUUUGCUCUCGUAGUAAAGUGCCCCAGACUGACUGCUGUAAACUGGACAUUGCAUAUAACCUUUGUUGUGUAUCACCCCAACCUUCCAGCUUGAAACGCAAGCACCCUGACUUUAGCCCUUCUUGUGACCAGUCUACGUGCACAUGUUCAGUAUACGAACAUAAGGGAACACCAGAGCCUGACAUCAUUUCUGGAGAUGCUGUUGACUCUUCCCAGUCUGUAAACACUGACAUCCAAUGCAUUGUCCCUGAGAUUUCCAGUGGGUGUGACCUUCUCCAGGAUGUAUCUGUCUCUAGUGCUUUCACCUGCUGUCAAUUACAGAAAAGAGACUCAUAUGGGGAUGCCCCUGGUCAUAGUGAUUUAUCCACUAACCCGACCAAAGCUGCACACGAGGAUGUCCCUGACCCUAACACCCCCCACAAUGUGUCCACUUCUGCAUGCUCUGCUCAGGAGAGCACAGGAGCUGAGCAGUAUAUCCCUGAAAAUGAUAAGGUCUCAUCCCAGCCUGAAAGUUCUAUAUACCAAAUGACAGAAACACAGCAAGAUGUCAUCUAUAGCACCCCUAGUGGUUCAUCUCAGUCUGACUGCUCCAAACACCAACAUACAGGCACACAAGAUCCUACCCUAUCAAAUGAUCUUAUUGAUUCAUCCCAGUCUGACUGCUCCAAAUACCAACAAAGAGACACACAGCAAGAGCCUCCCCUCUCCAGCACCAUUGGUGGCUCAUCCCAGUCUGAUUGCUCCAAACACCAACAUACAGACAGUCAAGAAGAACAUUCCCUCUCCCACACCUCUAGUGUACCAUCCCAGUCCGACUGCUCCAAAUUCCAACAUACAGACACUCAAGAAGAGACUUCCCUUACCCACACCUCUAGUGUACCAUCCCAGUCUGACUGCUCCAAAUUCCAACAUACAGACACUCAAAAAGAGCCUUCCCUUACCCACACCUCUAGUGUACCAUCCCAGUCCGACUGCUCCAAAUUCCAACAUACAGACACUCAAGAAGAGACUUCCCUUACCCACACCUCUAGUGUACCAUCCCAGUCCGACUGCUCCAAAUUCCAACAUACAGACACUCAAGAAGAGACUUCCCUUACCCACACCUCUAGUGUACCAUCCCAGACCAACUGCUCUAAAUUCCAACAUACAGAUACUCAAGAAGAGACUUCCCUUACCCACACCUCUAGUGUACCAUCCCAGGCAGACUGCCCCAAAUUCAAACAUAUAGACAGUCAAGAAGAGCCUUCCCUUACCCACACCUCUAGUGUACCAUCCCAGUCUGACUGCUCCAAAUACCAACAUACAGACACUCAAGAAGACACUUCCCUUACCCACACCUCUAGUGUACCAUCCCAGUCCGACUGCUCCAAAUUCCAACAUACAGACACUCAAGAAGAGCUUUCCUUUACCCACACCUCUAGUGUACCAUCCCAGUCCGACUGCUCCAAAUUCCAACAUACAAACAUACAAGAUCAUUCCCUCUCUAGCCCUGCUAGUGUCUCAUCUCAGCCUGAAUGUUCCAGGUCCCACAACACAGACACACAGCUGGAUGCACCCAUGUCUAGUGAGUGCUCCACAUACCAGCACACUCCAAUACAGGUGGUUCUACCCCUCUCUGGUCUUCCUAGUGACACAUCCAAGCCUCAAAAUUCCACAUGCUGCAACAAAGACACACAGAAUGAUCUCCCCCUUUCUCCCAUACCACUUGUCUUAUCCAAGACUGAAUGUUCCACACUUACACACACAAAGCCAGAUCCCCCUAUACCUAAUGCUCCAAGUGACUCAGCUGAGUACCAAAAUACAGACACACAGCAAGAUAUUCCUCUCUCUGCAAGUGACUCAUCUGAGUGUUCCAGGUGUUACAAUGCAGAGAAACAGUAUGAUGUUCCCCGUUCUAGUACUACUAUUGACUCAGCUCAUCUAGAACAUUCCAGGUGUGACAAUGCAGAGAAACAGUAUGAUGUUCCCAGUUCUAGUACUACUAGUGACUCGACUAGUUUAGAACGAUGCAAUGCAGAGAAACGGCAGAAUGCCCCCCUCGCAAGGAGCCCUAGUGAUGUAUCUCAGCUUGCCAUUUCCUGUAAUCAGAACCUGAGCUCACAGCAAGAGAUUUCCAUCUCCAGAACCCCUAGUGCCUCAUCCCAGCCUGAAUAUCCCAGGCACCAGAAUACAGACACACAUCUGGAAUUACCUUUCACUAACCCUCCUACUGACUCAUCUCUGGCUAUAAUCACUGAUUACCCAAAGCGAGAUACACAAAAGGAAGCCUCUGAGAACAUCUCUGAGAAAAGAGGUCCUGUAUACCACCAUGCAGAGAUGCAGCAGAAUUCCAUUGGUACUGCUUUUUCUACUGAUUCUUGGGAAAAUAAUAACUUCAGGUACCAAGACAGAGACACAAAUGUUCAUGGCUAUGAUUCUGGGGAAGUGUUGGAGCCUUCAUGUUCAGAGGGGCAGGGUCCUCCUCUCACUAAGAAAGCCGAUGUCUUAGUCCAGUCUAAAUGUCCCACAUACCAGCAGGAAGCCUGUGACUCCAACACAACCUUCAACUCAUCCCAAACACCAGAGCUUGGGCAGAAAAUGGGUGCACAGGAUCCGGUGACAUUUGAUGACAUUUCGGUGUAUUUCUCCAGAGAUGAGUGGGCCCUGCUGGACGCGGGUCAGAAGCAGCUCUACAGGGAAGUGAUGGCAGAGAAUUACAGAGCGCUGGUGUCUGUAGGGUAUGUGAUGGAAGAGCCGGGCCUGGUGUCCCACAUUGAGCAUGAGCAGCAGGGGAGUCCUAUCAGAAGCAGGAGCAGCCUCCAUGCAGGGCGGCACUGCGGCUUCAUCAAGAAGACCCACAAUGAUGUCUCCUUUCUAAGUGUACAAGAUGCAGCCAGGCCUGUGUGUGACCCUGGUCCUACGAAGAGCAGCAACCAUCUCUGUGCUCUGAUGAGACUGGUGAAAGAGAUCCCAGGAUUUCUGCUCGGCAGCUCCGGUAGCCCGUCUCCUGCUGAGAGCCUGGAGGAGCCCGAGAACAAAGGACCAAGCCCAACAGUUAAAACAGAAGACUCCUCCCCAUCCUGCACCCCAACUCCCAUCAUAUUGCAGCAUAAGAGAGAGGCUCAGCUUGCUGCCGCUAACAGGGCUAAGAAUAUGGAGCCAACUUAUACUGAGGUCAUCACAAAGGAAGAAGAGGAAACAUUUCAGACAGAUUCUGGUGCAUCUACGAAGCUUGUUCGUCCUUCAGGAAAAUCUCCCAUCAGGCUGUGUGGGGACUUGGCUGGCAGAAUUGUUUUUGGAGAGUUAAAUGUUAAACAAGAAGAAUGUGAGCCUUGCACUCCUGCGCCCCACUUCCCUGAAGGUAAAAAAGAAACGUCAGCGCAGAAGCCCAAGUCCUUCCACCCCCCGAGGAAUUCCCCACAAGCAGCUGGGAGUCACAGAGCAAACAUGGCUGCUGCAGCGCAGCGCUCUUUAGGGGAGCCCCUGGGGGCUAGAAGUGCUGCCUCGGGCUCCGAAGUGAGAAUCAAACAAGAGGAUUCUGGGAAUGGAGAAAAAGCGCUUGAUCCCUGUGUGAGGAAUCCAUCAGGUCUUCCUUCUCCCCAUUUUGAGGCUCUGCUGCACCAGGACAGUGAUCCCAGGAGAUUUGGGUCAUCACCUCGAAGAUCUCCGGCAGACAACAUGCCAUUGGGUAACUCACAUCUACACGGCUUAGUCAACUGUCUGAAGGAGAUCUCCGUGUGCCGGCCACGCCUUAUCCACAACCCCAUCUCUGCCGUGCGAUUGGGCCCAGAACUGAACCGAAUCUGCUCAGAUGGUGCUGGAGCCCUGGUCAGUCGAGGGGCAGAAGCACAAGCCCAGCACAGUCAUUUCACUCGGGCUACAGCCAACAGCCCUUCCCAGCCAAUGCCCGAGGGCUACAACACACGCCUGGGCCGAGAUGAAACCAGUCGCAGCUCACUUCAGACUUUUGAGAGAGGACAGGAAAAGAACCUGCUUCUUGUUUCCAGCCCCCACAGGUUGGGUACUGUCGGCUCUCGCAGGGGUGAAGAGAUUUGCUCUCCAGACCUGGGACUCAAGAGGACACACUCAGAUGCAGAUCUGUCCGGCCUGCUCGGUGCAAUAAGCAGCACAAAGAGAGCAGCCCUGGGGUCCUCCAGCCCUUCCUUCCCUGUGACUUGGAGCUCUCCUGCACGCCGCAAUAUCCUGAAACCACCAGAAGAGGCUCCACCUGCCCGAUGUGAUGAAUCUCCAGCCUGGAAGUCCCAUUUGAUGAGUGUGAUGAAAUGUGUGAAGAAGAUCCCAACCUGCAAACCAAGUCCUUCCACCACUCACUGUGGCUCUCCCAGGUUCCCCACCUCUAGCCGGGGCCCGACAAGACCUGAGAUGGACCUCAGCAGAGCCAGCGCACAAGGUGCCAAUACAGAGGGCAAGCAGAAAGUGAGCCACGUCCUGGUGAAGGAGGAGAAGGAGCAAAGCCCUUCAUGGCCGGCGGGGACUAUGUGGGUGCAGCCAGACAGCAGUUCCAGAGACACGGACAAAGCAGGUCCUUCUGGGAAGAACAUUCACUUGAGUGGUCUGAUGAAGCUUAUGGAGGGGAUUCCAGGCUGUGACUCCAGUGGCCCCUCUAGAUCCAUGUACAGCAUUGCUGUGGGGCAAACUGAUGGCAGGAAACCCGGCAGGAGCACCCAGCUGCCAUACUGUAAUGAUGACGGCUGUUUCCUCCCAGAGCUGAGUGAUAACACCAUUGCAUCAGUGGACUCCGUGUUCAGCGAUGAUACAAGUCUGUCCUCAGAGAAUGGUCCCACUUGUCAGACCCAGUUAAGUGAGAGGAGAGGAGCCCGCAGGGAUGUGCCAGAGAGAAGCAGAUGUGCUGCUGAGAAUGGUGAAGCCUCCCUCGCGGCUAUCAGUGGCCUGCAGAAGGUGGUCCGUGGCUUUCUGGAGCAGGAGUGCACAAGCCCAUUAUCUGCCGUACAGAGAGAAGGUUCUGCUGAGAAGAACAGGAUUCAGGAGGAGAAUGGAGAGGUGGCCACGUAUCUGCAGACUCCGUUGCCGGCCUGGAGAGGUGCAUUUCUGUGUCACAAUGACAAGUGGCCCCCUGGGAAUGAUUCCUCGUACUCAGCCCUGAGUGGGCUCCAGAAGGUGGUGAAUGGCUUCUCUGAGUUGGACUGUGUCAGCCCUUUCUCUGCUGUGAGCACUACUACCAGCGAGGGGGGCACCGACACCUCCACUAAUAAGAAAGGAGAACAGCAAGUCCGGGCUCAUUCCUCAUACUCUGCCCUCUCUGGGCUGCAGAAAGUGGUUAAUGGUGUUGUGGAUAUUGGGUGCUUGAGCCCCUUCACUACUACCAGUAACGUGUCUAGCGACGGAGGGCAGGACACCAGCCUGAAGAAGAGAUGUGAUGAUUCCUCGCAAGUGUCACCGAGACCGUCAGGAGAGAAGCAAAUUCUACUGCCCCCAAGGGCCCCGGCUGCUAAAUGUGAUCCAGGGAAGACCAGCAGUGCACACAGCAGCCCUCGACUUAAACCCACACCCAGAAGCCAUUGCAUCGAUCUGACGCAGGAGGAGGAGCCUGUCCCUAAUAAAACAAGUGCACUGAUCCCAGAGAGGCAGGAGAGGAGCGCCCCCCGCAGGCCAGUUGAGCUCCCUCGUGUCCCGCCGUCCAGCAGUCAAUACAUUGAUCUGACCAGAGAGGACGAACCGCUCAAUAAACUCAAAUCCUUCAACCCACCAGCAGGAGGCGCAACGUCCUCCCAUUCUGCGAGCAUAAACAAGGCCACUCACUCAGAAAAGAGACCCCGGCCGUGUAUAGACUUGACAAGGGAGAGACGGGUGGAUGUAAAUAAGCCAUUGGAUCCAGGCCAGUCAGGACAGGAGCACAAGAGGAUGAGAGCAGGAGUCCCUGUAGUAAAUGAACAUCUCAGUGGCCUGGAGAAGCUCUUGAAAGAUGUUCCUGCAUUUACUCCCAGUAACCAACCCAGUGGGUAUCGACAGAAUGCAACCUGGUGGUUCAAAAGCACAUCCUCUCAUGAAACGUGAAGCUGUGGCGAAUAAUCAGCGCAGCGAGAGGAAAUCCUAUCAAAUUUCUCAUCAGCAAUGAAAACUUUUAUUAGUGGGGAGGGACGGGGUGGAAGAUGCCGGGAGUCCCACCCACACAGCAAUAUCUCCUGUACUGUAGUGAGUUGGGGAAACGUCUCCCACCGUCGCACUGAGGAUUUUUUUUAUUUAUCAUACGGACACUGAAUGCAAAAUACACAGACUGUCCAGUCCCGGGACAAGGAGAGAAGGGGCAGGAGAAUCAGCCCAGGAGUCUGGAGAGCGGAAAGACAAAGGGGGGCCCUGUGCACAGCUGUUGAUUUAUAGAGGGACAACUGCUGCAGAGGUUUGUAAUGAUCGCUCUCCAAACAUCAGGCUCUCGCCCAAUCCGGGCCGUUGGGGGUCGGCGCAAGGCACAGAUGUAAGCGGAGGCUGCUGGGGCCCCAAUAUCCCUGAUCUCUCCUCCUGAACAUCCCAAGCUCUGCCCAUUCCCCGCCGAUCUAUUGGGGCUGCUGUACGUCAACUACACGCGGUCCCCUCCCUUCAACUCCGAACUUCUUGCACCAAACUGAUCGCACCCCCCGAGUAUCUGGAGAAUGAGUUUUACGCCCCAUUCUGGACCCGUCCUGCCGGAAUCCUGAGAUUGCACACAAUGCGUUGGGUCUGGAUACGACGCUCCGUACGUGAUCCGGAUACUCCACUCCCACAUAUUUAUUCAUAUUUAUACCUGUAGAAAUGUAAAUAUUGUAAAUAAUAUCUUCACCAACGGCUGACAAUCCCCUGUAUCUGCAGAUAUACAGAAGUGAAUAUAUAUAUAUAUUGUCAGACAAUAAAACACAAAUAUGAGAUUUUCUGCAGAACAAAAUAAAAAACGAGUUUCCACUGAAACGUUGGUACUA